This is a messenger RNA of Ruditapes philippinarum (Manila clam), 997 nucleotides long. Its product is annotated as cleavage and polyadenylation specificity factor subunit 5-like. Gene Ontology annotation, cellular component: mRNA cleavage factor complex. Bases 56 to 727 code for a protein of 223 amino acids. Gene Ontology annotation, molecular function: mRNA binding. The record is from RefSeq and is a predicted model, not a curated record. The transcript is spliced from 7 exons. NCBI's taxonomy places the organism in Eukaryota, Metazoa, Mollusca, Bivalvia, Venerida, Veneridae.
CAACCUGAAAACACGCCACUGUACCGUAAAUAUACGGAUUUUAACUAUUCGUAAAAUGGCGUCCCACGGUAGAACAACCGGUUGGCCUAAAAGAGAAAGGAGUGAUUCCUUUCCAUCUCUUCAAAAUCAAGGGCAGGAAUCAAAUCGAAUGAUUAAUCUAUAUCCUCUAACUAACUACACAUUUGGAACAAAAGAUCCAUUAUAUGAAAAAGAUGCAUCAGUGCCAGCAAGAUUUUCACGUAUGCGGGAAGAAUUUGACAAGUUUGGAAUGCGCAGAUCUGUUGAAGGGGUUUUGAUUGUACAUGAACAUGGCUUGCCACAUGUGCUACUUCUACAGCUCGGAACAACAUUCUUUAAAUUACCAGGAGGUGAGUUGCGGAAUAAAGAAGACCAAAUUGAAGGUUUAAAAAGACUUCUGACAGAGACAUUGGGGAGACAAGAUGGUGCUCCUAUGGAAUGGACAGUCGAAGAAACAAUAGGUAACUGGUGGAGACCAAACUUUGAACCCCCUCAGUAUCCAUACAUCCCUGCUCACAUCACACGACCUAAAGAACAUAAAAAACUCUACCUUGUGCAAUUACCAGAGAAAGCAUUAUUUGCAGUCCCUAGAAACUACAAGUUAGUAGCAGCUCCAUUAUUUGAACUGUACGACAAUUCAUCUGGUUAUGGUCCAAUAAUCUCAAGUUUACCACAGGCUCUUAGCAGAUUUGAUUUCAACUACAACUGAGUGUUGCCCAUUAAAGUAUCUGUAUAUAGAAGCUGUGACAAUAAACAACAAAACAGAAUUGACAGAGAUGUUGAAAAAUUCAGGCAAUUCAUUCAGACUGUGAAAAUGGAAGGAUUUACUCUUCAUUUAAAAAAACUAGACAUUUGUUAAGUCUGGUGCAGCUAUUUUAGACUAUUUUAUACAUAAGGAAAGCACAUUUGGAUUUUUUCAUGAAACAUUUUCAUUUCAUUUCAUUAUUGUCUUUGUAAAUAAAGAUUGUCUGUAAAAUUG